AUUAGGUUGAUUAUACGCAAUGGAGCGAGGGCUGAAGAUUCCUCAGAACAAGUGCACCAAGACCACCAAUUCCCUCCUGAUUUCGCUCAUGAAGCAGCUAGAAAAGCUUGAGCAGAAGCAGAAGUAUGCGGCUUGGAAAGCAAUAGAUAUAAGGAAAGCUGUGAAAGAAGGAAGGAAACCUCUCGCUGGCUCCCCUGCUGGUGAUGAUGAUCUUUCAGUUCCCUCGAGUAUAACUAGUGGUUCAUAUGUAUGGUUCUAAACUUCACACUAGUUUUCUUUGAGCCUUUUGGACGAUUUGGGCUUCUCCUUCUCCUUCUAGCUAGACGAUUUGAGCUUUAUGUUUUCAAAAUAAAUCAUUAUGGAUCAAGUGUUUGAUUUCAUUUAUAUCCAUAUUUGUCAUAUCAAUAUAUUGAA
Rosa chinensis is the source of this 414-nucleotide messenger RNA. Its product is annotated as protein HOMOLOG OF MAMMALIAN LYST-INTERACTING PROTEIN 5-like. The record is from RefSeq and is a predicted model, not a curated record. NCBI's taxonomy places the organism in Eukaryota, Viridiplantae, Streptophyta, Magnoliopsida, Rosales, Rosaceae. The coding region runs from base 20 to 259 and encodes 79 amino acids. Gene Ontology annotation, biological process: late endosome to vacuole transport via multivesicular body sorting pathway. Gene Ontology annotation, cellular component: multivesicular body. The transcript is spliced from 2 exons.